Messenger RNA from Racocetra persica, 888 nucleotides. NCBI's taxonomy places the organism in Eukaryota, Fungi, Glomeromycota, Glomeromycetes, Diversisporales, Gigasporaceae. The record is from the annotation of a GenBank genome assembly.
AUGGACAAAGCACAAGCACGAAGAAUAUUAGGAGUGAGCGAAAAUGCUACUCCGGAAGAAAUUAAGAAGGCUUAUCGGAAAUUAGCCUUACAACACCAUCCCGAUAAAGGAGGUGAUGCGGAAAAAUUUAAGGAGAUUGCUAAUGCUUAUGAAGUUUUAACUAAUCAAAGUUCACGAAGUAAUAAUCAUAGUAGCAGUAGUAAUGAUGAAGCGGAUGCUGAUACGAAAAAUAUGGCAGUAAAAAUCCGCAGUCAAAUUCCUGAUUUUUAUGAGGCCGUGAAAAAUGCCAAGGAUUAUUCUAAUAAGAUAAAUGGCAUGGCUACUAAAACGGAAAUAAUAGAAUUUGUGGCUAAGCAAGAACAACAACAAACUCCUCCACCUUCUCCUACGGGUGAUUUUUCUAGCAAUCUUUAUGGUGAUUUUGUUUGCUCUCACUGCGGAAAGUCUGUUACUAACACUUUUAUUCAUAAGCAUAGUGAUGGAGCAAAAUGCUGCUCGGCGGAUUGUAUAGCCAAUUAUAUUCUAGAUAAAAUCACCAAAGAUAAUGAUAGUAGCAGCAAUUCUUCUUCUUUUAAUUUCAACUUUAAUAAUCCUCCGCCUACUACUAAUAACUUUUCUACUCCGCCGCCUUCUUCUAAUUCUGAUAAUUCCAAGGAAGAGGAACAGGAAAUUAGAGAAGAGGCUAAUCUUAUUAGCGAAAGGCUAAAAACUGAAAUAAAGAUUGUGCGAGAAUUAGGCAACGAAGGAGUAUCUGACAGUGAAUUAGAAAAUAAAUUAGAGCAAAAAAAUAGAGUAAAAGUAGAGAGACAGAGAGACCGACCAGCCAAAGCGGAACGGAACAGAGCCGAAUUGGAGAGAAUGGGAGCCGCAGCGUCGUCAGACGCGUAG